Molecule: messenger RNA, 4890 nt
Organism: Penicillium samsonianum
Lineage: Eukaryota; Fungi; Ascomycota; Eurotiomycetes; Eurotiales; Aspergillaceae
Product: DNA-binding E3 ubiquitin-protein ligase SNT2
Exons: 2
Coding region: 1-4890 (1629 amino acids)
Biological process (GO): histone catabolic process
Cellular component (GO): Lid2 complex
Molecular function (GO): chromatin binding; ubiquitin-protein transferase activity
Source: RefSeq, a predicted model, not a curated record
AUGACCACUCCCAACUCUCCGGAGGCAGUGGCCGAUUCGGCUAACGGCUCCGCCACCGCGUAUGGCACGCGAUCGAGAGGCCGUAAUGCCCCUCGGCCAAAUUACGCCGAGGACCGUGACCUGGACGCGGAUAUUGAUCACUCUGCGCCAAACUCAAAGUCAGCCAAACGGAAUAGUGGCGUGGCACUCAACAGCAUUGUCAACGGCGCUAAUAUUGAUGAGAAGACCUCAUCGGCGCAACCACGUAAGAGCCUGACCAAUGGCCAGACCGCAAAUGGACCGGCAAAAGAUGCCAUUCCUGGCACCUCUUCAUUUUCCGCCAGACCGGAUGAUGUGAAUGGAUCUAAUUUGAGAAAACGCAAACAACCCGCCAGCACGCCAAAUUCAACCCCCAACUCGGGCGGUGCUGUGAAGAAGAUCUUCACCUCCCCUCCAUGCGAUUCGGAGGAGGGUUAUUUCACCAAUAUGAUGAGCUUCGAAAACUCCGGGCCCUAUCUGCAAGAUGGCCAAUUAAUAGCCGAUGAUGGCACCACUUUUGCUCUCAAUGACCAUGUUUAUUUAAUUUGCGAACCUCCGGGUGAGCCAUAUUAUCUAGCGCGCAUCAUGGAAUUUCUUCCAUCCAAAACCAAGCCGGGUGGCUUCAUUGAGGCGAUGAGAGUCAACUGGUACUACCGCCCACGAGAUAUCCAGCGCCAUUCUCCUGACACUCGGUUUGUUUUUGCUUCAAUGCACUCUGACACCUGCCCUCUUUCUUCACUACGGGGCAAGUGUGAAAUUCGACACGUGUCAGAGAUUGAGGACCUUAGUUGUUACAAGAAGACGAGGAACAGCUUCUGGUACGACAAAAUGUUCGACCGAUAUAUCCAUCGUCUUUACGAUGUCAUUCCGACUAAAGAUAUCAUUAAUGUUCCGGGAAACGUCAAGAAGGUUCUCGACGAACGCUGGAGAUUCAUUCUUGUCGAGAUCGGCAAGGGGAAAGAAUUGACGGGUGCCGUCAAGACUUGCAAGCGAUGCCGUUUAUACGCCGCAAACUCCGAAUCAGUGGACUGCGCAGUUUGCAAUUCAACAUAUCACAUGCAUUGUGUACGACCCGCCUUGACUAAGAAACCCGCUCGAGGCUUUGCUUGGGCUUGUGCCGCUUGCAGCCGUGCCCAAGAGCGCAAACUCGAGGCACGCAACACACCUUUAACUGGCAGCAUCCGAACAGACGGCGAGGAUGUGAUCAUGGAAGAAGAGGAGGAAGAGGAUCCUCAUAAUCAUGCGAAUGGUAUAGCAAACGGUACCUCCGCCAGCACUCCCGGAGCCGAGGAAGAUUCCAUGCCUCAGCCCGCAACCGUGGAACAGAUCGCACAGGCCAAAAUGUGGCCUUAUCGAUACCUGGGUAUUCACUGCCGCGUGGAGGAUGCUCUGGAUUACGAUGAUCGAAUUUACCCCCGAGCUAGCUCACGUAUAGGAACUCGACACCAGGCACUGGUCCCCGCUUGGCCAGGCCGUGCAGUUGAAUAUGUGAAGCCACUGGAUGCGAAGAAGAAAUCAAAGGUUCCCGGUGGCAAAAAGGACGGCAAGCUCUCUAAGGAUGCGCAGGCAGCAAUGGAAGCUGCAAAGCACGAGAGGGCAAACCGACCGAAGUGGGUUCAAGAUGAGCCAGUGGGCUACGUGCAUCGUGGUCUGGAUGAACCGGUCGCAAUCAACGGAAAGCAGGCGCGCACAGCCGAACUUCAAUUCAAAAUGCCCAGUGCUGAUCAGAUCCCCACCCGCGGCGAAGAUGAUGCACCGGGCUCUCAUUUAAGCGAUGCGGAUCGAGAAAAAUUCAUCGACGACUACAUGCGCCAAGCCAAGGAACUGGCCCCUGGUAUUGGGGUUGAGAAAUACUCCACGAAUUUCCUCGACAAAGCCCUUGCACUUCUUUACUCUGAGAGCUUUGAUGUUCAGGCCGCUCUUGCUAAGCUGAAGAAAACCAACAAGUACAAGGAUCUUAAGGAGCCACACAUUCGGCCGGAGGAGCUCAAGCUAUUCGAACAGGGUGUUGCCAAAUAUGGAUCUGAAUGGCGCAAUAUCAUGAAGCACGUCAAGACUGUCCAUAUCUAUCAGAUCGUCCGUUUCUACUACAUGUGGAAGAAAACCCCCAGCGGUCGGAAGAUUUGGGGCAGUUAUGAAGGCAGACGUGGCAAGAAGGAGGUACGCCGCCACAGCGUAAUUUCAUCCAAACUCCUCGACGACGUGGCCGAUGAUCAUGAUGAUUCGGCCUUUGACUCCGAGAAAGCCAUUGUCCAGAAGCGUGGAUUCCAUUGCAAGUUCUGCUCCACCCGCCAUUCGCGACAGUGGCGCCGUGCACCCCUAGUUCCACCAGGCACCGUUAUUCCGUCUGAGCCCUCAAACAAGAAAGACAAGGGCCCCAUGCUUACCGUUGCGCUCUGUCUGCGCUGCGCUCUGCUUUGGCGGAAGUACGGGAUUCAUUAUGAGGAUGUUGACGAGGUGGCGAAGAGGAUUGCAAGCAGCGGUAACAAGUCAUGGCGACGCCGCAUCGACGAGGAAAUGCUCGCGCAACUGAUUGUAGCUACCGAAACUCCGUUCGUGAUCACGCCUGCUACGGCAACCACGGCUACCACGAUGGGCAUUCCGCUUGAUACAAACCCUCGACUCUUGAUGGAAGGAAAGGCGGAAGCAAAGGUGGAAGGAAAGGUGGAUCUGACAAAAAAGAAGACCAAGGAAACACCCACUCCUUCAACCGCGACAUCUGUUGAACCUAUGCCGAAGAAGAAGAUGGCCCCCGAGAAAGUGGUGGAAGCUCCACCGAUUGUUCCCGACCCGCCAAAGGCCAAGACUCUUCCUUGUUCCAUCUGCAGCCAAGUCGAACCUUCGGGCGAAGAGCAUCUUUCAUGUCGGGAUUGCCGUCUUACAGUCCAUCGCAAUUGCUACGGUGUGCGGGAUUCGCGCCCCGGCAACAAAUGGCUGUGUGAUAUGUGCUCCAACGACCGCACUCCCUCGAUUUCUACAAACUACACAUGUGUUCUUUGCCCAGUCUCAUGGACCGAGCACGACCUCAUGGAGACUCCAAAGAACAACUCCCGGAAGAAGACUGAGCGUGACAAGGAAAAGGAGCGUAUGGAGAAGGAGAUGGUUGCCGAGGCGAUCAAGCUUUAUCGCCAGCGACAGGAGGCCGUUGGCAAGCCUGUCGGUCCUCGGGAACCCCUGAAGCGUACUGCAGGCAACAACUGGGCCCACGUGCUCUGCACCUUGUGGACCCCGGAGUUGAAGUACGGCGAUGCAGAGGAGCUUGAGCCUGCGGAAGGAUUCGGAUCUAUUCCCAAGGAGCGGUGGCGCGAGACGUGUAAGGUCUGCAAGUCAAGUAAGGGCGCAUGUGUGCCAUGUAGCUUUGCUGGCUGCAAUGCUCACUUCCACGUGGGCUGUGCUUUCCAAGCACACUACCGGUUCGGCUUCGAUAUCACACCUGUCAAGAGCUCACGCCGCGACAGCAUGCGAGCUAUCCGCCUGGGCGAAGAUAUUGGAGCAGCAACACCUGCUGUUUACUGUCCAAAUCACAACGUGCCGACUGUUCUGCACGAAAUCGGUGAGCAGACGAACCAGGACCAUCUAAACGCUCUCCAGUUGUUUGCCCAGACCUACAAGCAGGCCGAUCUUACCCUUACUGGAACCGUUCGCAAAGCGGCGUACAUGCAUCAAUCUGUUGGAGCUCCCCCACAUCCUUCCACCAAUGUGAACCGCCGGGCUUCGACAAGUACUACGCCAGCUUCUAAGGAUACCCACAAAGUUCAGCCGGCUCUGGAGGAAGUGACUGAAGAUCCGAUGGACAUCGAUACCGACAACCAUGUUGCACCGCGACCGGCUGCUUCUGGCGUGGAGACCAAGGAAACUAACCGCAAAUGUGUUCGCUGCGCCACCGGCUUUAGUCCCAGGUGGUGGGCCAUUGGGCGACGACCUCCCAUGGCCAAUGGCUCAGGACACCCUCAUCAUCCGCCUCAAGGUGCCUUCUCCCAACACAAUGGAGAUUCUUGCGAAUUGGCAUACGAAUGUCAUAAAUGCCACUUGAAGAAUCCGGCGCCUCCUCCACCUCCGCCUGUACCAGAGCCUACGCCCGACCAGCGGCCUUCGCCUUACACUGCUCAACGUCCCAUGAUACCCACUUCACGAAUGCCCAGUCAUGCAGGUCAUCCAAGCCAUGCAGGCCAUACAUUUUUGCCGCACCCACAUCCACACCAACACCCACAUCCUCCUCCUCCCCCUGGCGGUGUGCUUGGGCGGCCGAUGCCUCCCGCUCACCCACCCAGCGGACUCCCCGGACCAGGAUACACUGGACCAUAUGAGCAACGCCACACGCCUGACAUCGGUCUUCGCAACGGGAUGUCGCCGUCUCCUUAUCCCCCAGCACAGCCACCUCCCAAUCAUAUGACCAACUAUCCGCCACCCCAUCCCGCAGGACCACCACCUCAACACUACACCAGCGCUGGGCCUUCGGGACCACCGCCGCCGUAUUCCACCCAUCAGAGCCCGUAUGGCCCUGUGCCAUCCCGCUCGCCGCAUCUUUCGCAGCCACCGCCGCGAUCAUAUGCAGCGUCCGCAUCCCCUCCAAUCGUGCAAGCGACAACGAUCAACCGAUCACCCCAGACCUCGCUGAGCGCCCUCAAUGGCGGCCCGCCUCAUCGCAUGUACUCUGUCGAUCGUGUUGUAGCAGCUCCCUCUCACUCACCACCAGUGACGCAGGCACUUAUUGACCCGCGGGGGCCCACCGCCACCCCUCCCACUCGACCGGAAGGUACACCACCUUCCCUGAUGGGCGGGCCACCAAGCAAUCGACACGCCGGGGUCAAUGGCACAGCGGCCGGGACCGGAGCGAGCGCAAGCCCAUCGCUAAAGAACCUUCUCUCAUAA